Gigantopelta aegis is the source of this 2559-nucleotide messenger RNA. RefSeq names its product zinc metalloproteinase-disintegrin-like MTP4. Lineage: Eukaryota; Metazoa; Mollusca; Gastropoda; Neomphalida; Peltospiridae. The record is from RefSeq and is a predicted model, not a curated record. The coding region runs from base 34 to 2559 and encodes 841 amino acids. The transcript is spliced from 19 exons. Gene Ontology annotation, molecular function: metalloendopeptidase activity. Gene Ontology annotation, biological process: proteolysis.
GUUCAAUAAACAGUUGGUGGCCAGACCACGAUAAUGUACAGUUCUCGGCGCGUGCACGUGUUUAUUCCUGUGACUAUAUUUUUAUGUCAGUUGUUAGCAUACACGUCUGCUGACAUCGCAUAUAUCCAUGUCUCCGAACAGAGUAUCACAGAAAGCAGAGGCUGUCGUCUUCCAAGAAGAGUCGGUGUGUCCGUACGUCUGGACAACGAAACUGUGUCUCUCGAACUGACCCGAAACGAUGACGUCGAUUCCAAUGCUCCACUGUUUGUGUUCAGAGAGGUCGGGACGGAGAAGAGGAAAACGGUCGUCAAGGAACUGCUGAUUGAUAACCAGCGUGAAGCCCAGUUUCAAGACGAGUCACGUGAUGCGGCGAUGACCGUGUCUUGUUUCGGUGAAGACAACAACCGACAUCUUCAGUUGAGAGGGAUUUUAUCUUUACACGGCAAGGAGUAUACGCUGGAACCCAAAUCACGUGACCGUAGAGGGACACCACGUGAUGAAGAAGAAUACAUUGUUGAAAAUCAGCCGGUUGUUCCUAUCGGAGAUGAUUACGUAGAAGCACCUCCAUUUGAAGAAAUUAUUUCAAAUACUGUUACAAAGUCCGACUAUGAAGACAUACUUCUGUUAAAUCCUUCCACACAUGCACGGCAGAAACGAGAGACAACAGAGUACUAUAUCGAUGUCCUAACUGUUAUUGACUACUCAAUUUACCAAAGACACUAUAAUCGCACAGAUUCAUCGUUAGCUGCGGACACAAGAAGAGUCCAUGCACUUCAAGACAUUCGGGAAUAUUUCGCCUACGUCAUGAACGGGGUAAACCUUCGAUACAAGAGUAUAACUGGCUUGGAUGAAUGUCUGGUCAUUAGACUGACAGGUUACGUCGUAGCAGAGGCUCGUGAUCAAGCUUCCUGGACAGAAAACAGUGUUCUUAUGACGUCAUCAGGCGGUGAGGUGAAUUCUCUUACAGCGCUGCAGGAAUUGGAAGCCUGGGUUGCUAACACGUCACUGCCUGACAAUGAUCACGUGAUGCUGUUUACAAGGUAUGAUUUGUUCCGGAUUAUUGCUGAUGGGAGUAAAGCAAGAACCAGAGUUGGAAUUGCAUACAUGUCAACAAUGUGCAAACCGUUAGGACAAAGCACUUCGGUAAUCGAGGAUGACGGAGGAUUUCAGCUGAUACCGACUGCGGCUCACGAACUUGGACACAGUUUGGGAUCUGAACACGAUGGUGAUAACAACACAUGCACAGGAGAAGACCAAUACAUUAUGGCUGCUACUAGCAGGCUUAGAACAGAUCCUGACAUGACCAACCCCUGGCUGUUCUCGUCCUGCUCAGUUUCGUACUUCAAGAAUCUGUUGGCAUCACUAAUGAAAACUGACUAUGGAGUAAAGUGUUUGACACAGAAGGUAACAACAGCGAAUGUCCCUCUAGUCUAUGACCUGCCAGGACAGAUUUACAGCCUUGAUGAUCAGUGUAAAAGGAUACGCGGUCCAGAAUCAAAACUCUGUCAGGGCUACUGUUCAUCCUAUGACAGUAUUGAAGCAGGUGAUACCAGCCUGGCCAGGGAAGUUGUUGCAAAGUCUGAUGUGAUGGGUGUUUUUUUCCCAUCCAACAUUCGGACCGAUGUGUUCAUACAGCCAACAACAUACAACAAUGAUAUCAAUGAGAAAACAAAUCUUACGUUAAAAAAUGGUAUCAAUGGAAUAUGUUAUUCCAUGUACUGCCGGCUUCCAGAGAAACCCACUUCAUGUUCUAAGCAUGACGCGGCUAGAGGGACAACGUGUGGUGAUAACAAGUGGUGUAUAAAUGGCCUGUGUGUGUAUUCUCCAGAUGCACCCAGUAUUGAUGAAACGUGUCCGUUUGGUGACGAGCCCGGAAUAGUGUUUUCUAAUAAGACUUGUGAAACCUUUGUUACCAAUGAACCAACUUACUGCUACCAAGAAGUCGUUCGCCGCCGCUGCUGCAAAUCGUGUGGUCUUCAAAACACAGGCGUACCAGACUGCCUGUAUGGAGACAAAUUCACUGGCUGCAAGGAACAAUACUGCGAUCGACUCACCACCGAUGGAGCACGGUAUGAUGUUGGUUGCUGUGGAACGUGUGGACUGGCAACAUUAACAACAACUGUGGCACCAACAACUGUGGCACCAACAACUGUGGCACCAACAACUCCGGGCACGUGCUCUGAUCACGUGACAGUCACGUUCAAUGGGAGAUCGUGUUCAGAAGUUGUUGCAGAGUCAGCGUCCAACUGCUACAUGGACUCUGUCAUAACGUAUUGCUGUGGUUCAUGUGCACAAAUUUCCACUGGAACACCCGGUUGUGAAUAUGGUGAUAAAGCUGGACCCUGUAGUGUGGACAACUGUGCCUCCACAGAGUCAGAUGGAUCUAAUUACUACGUCCGUUGUUGUGAUACAUGCAACUACACAGUGGCAACAACUCCAACCCCCUACUACAAACUACACCUCCAACUACUUACUACAAGUGUUAACUACUUACAACUCCAAUACUACAACACCUCUACUACUACACAACAACACAACACCAAACUACUACAACACUAA